AUGAAGAAGGAGAAAAUAAAGAAUUCUUCUAAAGAAGAUAGUGAAACUGAAACUAAACAAGAAAAUGAUUUUAAAGAUUCAUUAUCUAUAAGAGAUACUGGACUACUUGAUGAUAUAGAAUUAGAAGAUAGUGAUAUUGAAGAAGAAACAAUUUUAAGCUUUAAAAAUACUAAAACAUAUACUCAACCUAAUUCCAAAUAUAUACUAUACUCUAUAUUAUCAAAUACUUUUAAAGAUUCUUUUAACUUGACAAUUCAAUGGACAUUAUAUAAAGCUAAAGAUGCUAUGUCAUUUAAAAAAACAAUUAUACAAUUUGUUGUAUGUGAAAAAUACUAUUUUUUAACUAAUUUAGAAAGUAUAUCUAAUAAUUCACAAGCAAGUUGUAGUGAAUCUACUUUAUUGCAACGACCUGGUUUUAAAAAAUUGUUAGAAUCUUGUUAUGAAAGAGAAAACAUUUUAUCUGAUAUUUUUUCUGAUCUUUAUGACGGACAAGUAUGGAAAACUUUUAAAAAUAAUCAAAAAAAACUUUUUUUUCAAAAAUUUUUACACAAAACUAAUAUUGGCUUUGCAAUUAAUAUUAACUGGUUUAAAGUUACUAAACAUACAAUUUAUUCAAUUGCUGGCAUUUAUUUAACUAUUUUAAAUCUGCCAUGUUAUUUAAGAUAUAAAAAAGAAAACACAAUUUUUAUUAGUCUUAUUCCUGGACCAAAGAAACCACCUACAGAAAAAAUUAAUUUAUAUUUGGAUCUAUUAGUUGAUGAGCUUAAACAAUUAUGGGCCGGUCAAUCAUUUGCAACUAUAAAAUACCCAGCUGGAAGAAUGUACUAUAGAGCUUUAAUUUUAGUUUCAUGUGAUACACUAGCAAGAAAUAAAAUUUGUGGAUUUUCCAGCCAUUCUUCUAAACAUGCAUAUUUUAAAUGUAAAAAAAUUUUUAAAACUAAUAAUACUUCAGAUCAAUCAAACAUUGAUAAUUAUUCUUUACAAAAUAUUAAAGAACAUAAAAUAAUAGCUAGAAAUGGAAAUAUUCUAUAUCUAGUGAGCAUAAAUAGUUGUUUGAUCAAUAUGGUAUUCGAUACUUGUAAAAUGAUAAAAAUUUGGACAAUAGAAACUGAAUUAAUUUCAAAAAAUCAGCUUAUUAAUAUUCAAAAUAUUGUUAAUAAUAGCCUACCACCUGCUAGUAUUGAAAGAAUUCCAUAUAAAAUAGCAUCUAGCUUUUUAGGAUUUAUAUCUGAUCAGUGGAAAACAUGGACUUUAAUAUAUUCAACAAUGGCUUUAAGAGAUAUUUAA
This is a messenger RNA of Dentiscutata erythropus, 1287 nucleotides long. Lineage: Eukaryota; Fungi; Glomeromycota; Glomeromycetes; Diversisporales; Gigasporaceae. The record is from the annotation of a GenBank genome assembly.